UUCAUUAGAUAUUUACAGAGGUCCCAGCCCUAAUUUGACACCGCUUUCCAGCGCCUUAUUCGCCCUUCCCAAAUCCCAUCAGCAUCGUUUGAGCCCCCAUUUACAAUGAGCGGCCUAGAAAUUAUCGGAGUUGUUUCCGCAGUCAUUCCAUUCCUUAUCAGUGCCGGUGGAGUUAAUGUCUCUACCUCGACGUUAAACUGGCUCUAUACCAAAGUUACUCGCACCCAUCGUAUAUAUCGCAAAGAUGGCCUGGUCGCGGUUCUGCUGCUCAACUUACUUCCAGGAGCCUCGUCGGCGAUAGAUCGAAUAGAUAAAAUUAUAUCAGAUACCGGUACGGAUGCGAGGCUGUCCGAAUUCCGGCAAUCUCUCAGCUCGAGCAUGAAUAUGGUUGCAGUAGCUGGCGCCAUAAUUGCUCAGGUUGCUAUUACAGGGUUGUCGCUUGAAGGUAUUGACCAAGCCCAUUGGACUGCCGCUGCUUUCCUUGUCGCCAGCCUCAUUUUCGGGGCUAUAUCGGUUUAUGCUUGCUUCAUUGUCCAACAGGAAGUAAAUGGCUUGCUGGGAACUGACGGUCUCUUGGAUUGGCUCUCUCGGCCGUUGACCGAGGAACAGGUCAACGAAAAAUUACAAAUGAUAUUGGAAUAUCUUAACUCCCUACAAGGCCAUCCUCCGCCUGGAGAUCCACCACCACGAAAUCAAGCGGCCCCGCUACCCGAACUUGAUUUUGUCGAUCCACUAGAUCGAGAAGCUUCCGCGUUGGCGGCUAUCGUUGUAGCGGCACCAUCCGGCCUUCUUGGAUUAUCACUCAAUUGUUUUGUCUUUGGCUUUGGUAUAUAUCUCGGGGGUGUAUAUUCUAACAACUUGAUUCCCGGCUUUGGGCGGGGCGGGUCACUUGGCAUCUUGAUAUUCUACAUUAUCGCAGCAGCAACGAGUACGUUUCUAUAUACGUUUCCUCGAGUUUUGAAGACUUCGGAGAGAUAUGGUACCGAGAGAACUGGGGAUUCCCGUGUUCGAUUAGAGGAAGCGAGCCGUACGUUGCGGAAUCACGAGGCUCUUAUGGCCAGGCGCAAUGAGCAAUUGCUGAACGUUCAUCCCUGAGCGGUGACUCAGUCGUUGGAUAUCGUAGCACAAAACAAUAUUUGGAUACGCUCUGAACUAAGUUCCAUUGAACGGACCACCCAAUGGGCUAAAUAUGGGCCGAUAUACCAUAGCAUUCGCAGACUAGAAUCCCUCAGAGCUCGAUCCUGGUCCCAACCCCCUCCCCCCAAAAGUUACUUGACGCGAGUUAAUCUCGAAACUACCAACCCCACAAGCUACUGCGUUUUAUCGGCGUGAUUCCGCGUUCCUUGGAUUUAGGAAUUCUUGUUCUUGGCGGAAGUGGCCUCGCUUUCACUCUCUCCUCCCCUAAACAACCAAGCCAAUCCAGCCCCUGGACCCGCAACCGCUACAAUCCCCAGAAAUAUAGCGUGUAGAAGCCGAGAGCAAGUACAGAUAGGGCAGCGCCAAUGGG
Messenger RNA from Hypoxylon trugodes, 1507 nucleotides. RefSeq lists its product as uncharacterized. The coding region runs from base 106 to 1095 and encodes 329 amino acids. Lineage: Eukaryota; Fungi; Ascomycota; Sordariomycetes; Xylariales; Hypoxylaceae. The record is from RefSeq and is a predicted model, not a curated record. The transcript has 4 exons.